Messenger RNA from Bombyx mandarina (wild silkworm), 420 nucleotides. RefSeq lists its product as uncharacterized. The record is from RefSeq and is a predicted model, not a curated record. Gene Ontology annotation, molecular function: structural constituent of chitin-based larval cuticle. NCBI's taxonomy places the organism in Eukaryota, Metazoa, Arthropoda, Insecta, Lepidoptera, Bombycidae. Gene Ontology annotation, cellular component: chitin-based extracellular matrix.
AUGGGCUUUAGUAACUUGGUGUUGAACCAAGAGAACCGCACUGAAAGCAAUAAAAAGAUGAACGUGCCUUUUCUGUUUGUUCUUGUAGUUUGUGUUGUCCAAAGCUCAACUGAAGGACAACCCUUAGACGGUGCUCAUGGAAAUGAUAUAAUUUAUAAUGAAUUCAUAAAUGAAAACAUCGACAAAGGAGAAUACAGCUAUCGUUUUAAAACAAUAGACGAAACCGAGAAAGACGAGACCGCAUAUUUCAACGAAGAUGGCGAUUUGGUUGUCGUUGGAUAUUAUUCAUACGUUGAUCCAGAAGGGAAAAUACAUUAUGUACCGUAUAGAGCUGACAAAACUGGCUUUCAUAUCGAAAAAAUAUCCAGCGGAUCUUUUAAUUUGCCUAACGCAAUAGUUGCAUCACUCCUCGGUGGGUAA